Fonsecaea erecta is the source of this 3681-nucleotide messenger RNA. RefSeq lists its product as hypothetical. The transcript is spliced from 3 exons. Gene Ontology annotation, cellular component: condensed chromosome, centromeric region; nucleus. Gene Ontology annotation, molecular function: histone binding. Gene Ontology annotation, biological process: mitotic chromosome condensation; meiotic chromosome condensation; mitotic cell cycle. NCBI's taxonomy places the organism in Eukaryota, Fungi, Ascomycota, Eurotiomycetes, Chaetothyriales, Herpotrichiellaceae. Bases 1 to 3681 code for a protein of 1226 amino acids. The record is from RefSeq and is a predicted model, not a curated record.
AUGGAGGAUCAAGUUGAUUUCGACAUUAACGAGUCUCUGAAGCUCUACUUGAGCGACGUGACGACCAUUCCCACCCUCGAAGCGAGUCCAGAAUUGAUCGACUGCGAAAAUGACCCCGACAGCCUUUCAUCGGGGUUGGUGGACAGUGUGUUGGACUCAGUGAUAGACUUGAUUACAGAAAACCCGGAAGCAUUGUCCAGAAGCUCGACAUUUGAUACCUUGCAGUUUUUGUUAAAACAUUCAUCCGUGCUAUCUACUCAAGCUCUGGGUAAGAUUCUCGCUCUCAUCGUUUCCGGACUAUCGACCACCGCAGACAUUGCAAAUCACGACAUCGAAAAUGACGAACAAGAUACUCUGCCACAGCAUAAACGCCUGUUGGAAAUGUACGCAUUCCUUCUUCAAUGGUCCAUAUCCGCCGUCGAAGCCAAAGCGCAGGAGAAGUCGAGCGCGGCGCCAGCAAGAAGAGGUGGGAAAGGAGCCAAAUCAAAGUCUGCUGCCAAAGAUAAUACCUGGGACUCUUCCAGCCAGAUCCAGAGUGCAAUGGAUGUUAUGUGUCGGGUAAUGAAGCUUAAGCUGAAUCGCAUCUUCCAGACAACGUCUGAUCGCGACACAUUCAUCAACUUGUUUACGAGAUCCAUCUACCUGAUCAUGGAGAGCGAAGCCAGGGUCAAGAUUACAGCCGUGCGCAUGUUUUGCUUCAAAGUGCUCUGUGUCGCAGUGAAGCAUCACGGUCAUGCUCUUGGGGCUCAGACUUCGAUCGUCCAGAACCUCACUUACUUUGAACAUCUGUCAGAACCCAUGGCCGAGUUUCUCCACAUCCUGUCCGAACAAUACGACUACCCUCAAUUGUCGGCCGAGAUUCUCCGGGAGUUGGCCGCAAAGGAGUUCAGUCAAAACGAUAAUAAAGGACCAAAGUCGGUUUCUGCCUUCAUCAUCAAAUUAUCGGAACUUGAACCGAGACUUGUGAUUAAAGAGAUGGGCCUUCUUGCCAAAUUCCUGGACAGCGAGGCACACACCUUACGUUGUGCGGUGAUUGAGGUCUGCGGAAACCUGCUUGCAGAUCUAAGCAGACAAGAAGAGAAAACCGAAACCACCAAGAUACAGAUCAAUGCUUUCUUUGACACCCUGGAACAACGAUUUCUUGACACAGCACCAUUCUGCCGAGUCCGGGCGAUGCAAGUCCUCACCAAGAUAUGUGACCUGGAGCAGAAGUUUCCUAAGAGGCGACAGAAUGCUGCCGAACUGGCCAUGCAGAGUCUCCAGGACAAAAGCAGUAACGUUAGGCGGAACGCUAUCAAGCUGUUGAGAAAGUUGGUUUCUUCACACCCAUUCAGCCUCAUGCAUGGAGGACAGCUUUCACACAAGGAGUGGACGGAAAGACUCGAGGCAGUGGAAUCACAAUUAGACGCUCUGAAACCUCCACCCGACUCUCCCGGAGUGGCGCGGACAGCUGCAGGCGAAGAACAGGUUGACAAAGACCUCCUUGACGAUGCUACUCAGGCAGAAGCCGAGCCGCAGGAGCUGACCGAGGAAGAGAAGAUCGCCGCAGUGAAGAAGGCACAAGAGGAGGCCGCGACGUCUGAGGUCAUAGGCAAACUCCAAUUAACCCGAAAAUACUAUGUCGAGGCUCUCAGAUUCAUCGAGACCAUUCAUGACGCCUCGGAAAUCGCAGUUCAGUUGUUGUCGUCACCCAACAAGACGGAGGUUAUCGAUGUGAUGGACUUCUUUGUUACGAUUGACGCGUUCAAGGUUGAGACAGCGCGAAAAGGCAUCCGUCGGAUGUUGCGGUUGAUCUGGACCAAAGGAAACAGCGACGAGGGCAAGGGAGUCCAGAACCAUCUCAUCGACAACUACAAAAAUCUCUUCUUCGAUGCUCCCGACAUGUUUAGCACGAACGAUGCGGCCAAUUUCGUCGCUCGAAAUAUGAUCAGCUUGACAUUCGGUGCCACACCUGCAGAAUUGACCUCGCUGGAACAGCUGCUGAGCACAAUGUUUAAGGCCGGUCACAUUUCCGAGUUAGUGAUUGCCAAAUUGUGGCAGGUGUACGGCGUCAACAAGGACAUCUCCAAGUCGCAAAGGAGAGGUGCCAUUAUCGUGCUCGGAAUGAUUGCUCUUGCAAGUCCAGAGGUCGUGGUCAAGGAAAUUGACACAAUGUUGCGAGUCGGUCUCGGACAGUUAGGCCGAACAGAUUUCGUGCUCGCCAAGUUCACCUGCGUCGCUCUCCGACGCAUGAUACCAACUGCAAAGAAGGUGCAAGAAAGGACUGCUUCUGGGGGCCUCUCGAAGAUGUCCAACAAUCAUGAGGUUCUGCGUAUGCUCGCAUCAAUCCUGCUGACCACCUCGGCAAGCAAAGACUGGUAUGGCAUGGCGGAACAGGCCAUCAGCGCCAUUUACGUUCUUUCAGAUCACCCUGAUGUUCUAUGCUCUGAGGUGCUCAGGCAGAAGACGCGCCUGGUCUUUCAGCAGACAAAAGACCUAUCGUCGCUAUCGAGGACGCCCUCUCCGGAACCCGAUGCAAUGGACAUUGACGGGGAAGAGCAGGUCACCAACCCCGAGGCCGAACCGCACGAUCCCGAACCGGCAGAACCUAAGCCAGAGAAGCCCUCAAUUGCACUCUCACAGCUGUUGUUCGCUGUCGGGCACAUCGCCAUCAAGCAAAUCGUGCAUCUCGAGUUAUGUGAACUUGACUUUAAGCGACGGAAACAGGACCAAGAAAAGAACAAGCCAAUGGCCAACUCUUCCCCCGACAAGUCAGCCGCACCUACGCCAGCACAGCGGAAGAGGACUGCCGCAGAAGAAGUCCUCGCAGAGAAGCAGAAAGAGGAAGAAAAGGACGAGCUCGACUUGAUCGGCGGCACGACCGAAGAUGACUUCACUGAGGCGAUUGCCCACAUUCGGGAACGGGAACUCCUGUACGGCCCACAUUCGUUGCUGGCGAAUUUCGGUCCCUUGGUGACGGAAAUUUGUGCCAACAAUGCAGCUUACAAGGAUCGAAACCUUCAAGCCCAGGCGACACUCUGUCUGGCCAAGCUCAUGUGCGUAAGUAGUGAGUAUUGUGAGAAGAAUCUGCCGCUCCUGAUCACCAUCCUGGAACGGUCCACCGACCCUAUCGUGCGCUCCAAUGCCGUGAUUGCGCUGGGUGACAUGGCGGUGUGCUUCAACCAUCUUAUUGACGAAAACACCGACUUCCUCUACCGACGGCUGAACGACGCCGACGAGAGUGUGAAACGAACCUGUCUGAUGACGUUGACCUUCCUCAUCUUGGCAGGACAGGUCAAGGUGAAGGGUCAAUUGGGUGAGAUGGCCAAGUGUCUCGAAGAUGGAGACAAGAAGAUCGCAGAUCUGGCACGUAUGUUCUUCACUGAAUUGGCCACCAAAGACAAUGCCGUGUACAACCAGUUUGUCGACAUGUUCAGCGUCCUCACUCAAGAGGGGCCUCUAGAGGGCGGAGUCCUGGAAGAGGAGGCGGUCAAGAGGAUUUUGAAGUUUUUGUGUGGGUUUAUUGAGAAGGACAAACACGCCAAAAACCUCGCGGAAAAGCUCGCGGCUCGGCUGAACCGGUGCGUGAACAAACGUCAAUGGGACGACACCGCAUACGCGCUGUCGUUACUGCAGCACAAGAACGAGGACAUUGCGCGGAAGGUUCAAGAAGGCUAUCGAGUGGUGGAGACGGAGGCGUGA